AUCAAUCAUGGGAGAAGAGACGGGAAGAAUCAGAAAAGAUAAAAGUCAAAAUAAAGACUUGCAAGACCUCAAAUAGCAAUCUGCUGUUUUCUGGAGAUCAUCACCCCAACAGCAGGCAGGGUACAGACACAAUGAAAUGUCUACAGGACCAGCUGAGGCAGGAAAUGGAAGAACAUAUUACAGAAGGUAAAGGGAAUGCAGAAAAGGUCCAGGAGAGGGUAGCGAGAAUCCAGCAGCUGAAGGAGGCUCUCAGGGAGGAGACACUCAAGAGUGGAGCUGCUACUGGGAAUUCCCCUGCCUGUCAACAAUCUCAGUUGGAAUACAACAAAGCAGAGGAACGGAGGAGGCAACUUAAGGAGGAUCAUGGGAGAUUAAUUCAGCAGGAGGUGGAGAAGAUGGAGAGAGACUUGGCACAGGAAAACCUACCGAAAGAAGGUCCUCAGAGGGACUUGCUGGUACUGACCAGAGAGAGACAGGUCCUAGUACUGCAGAUAGAGGCCCUGCGUGCCGAGGCCCAGCAAGCUGAAAAAGACCUACAGGAUCAAUAUGACAGACACCGAGCAGAGCUGCACUGUCUCAGGGAGGAGAGCCUGCAGGUGUUCAGAGUGUUUCGUCAGGUAAGCGAAGAGCAGAGAAAGAUUUCAGAGGGCAGAUACAGAAGUGUGCUGCUGGAAGCGGUGCAGGAUGCCAUCUACUUGUCUGCACAGAACCAGCAGCUGCAGGCAGAGAAUAAGCAACUCCGUAAAUCAGCAGGAGAACUGAAGGAUAUGCUAGCUGCACAAGGUGAUCCCGUGGCUGAUCUCCCGUCAACACUGAAUGUGUGACUUGAAUGUCUUUACGCAGCAGUGUGCGGACUGUAAAUCACGAGAAAUAAAUGUCAAAUAAAAAACUAUUUUUUGACAGU
Molecule: messenger RNA, 904 nt
Organism: Pelmatolapia mariae (spotted tilapia)
Lineage: Eukaryota; Metazoa; Chordata; Actinopteri; Cichliformes; Cichlidae
Exons: 7
Coding region: 132-824 (230 amino acids)
Source: RefSeq, a predicted model, not a curated record